Drosophila sechellia is the source of this 1051-nucleotide messenger RNA. RefSeq lists its product as uncharacterized. The record is from RefSeq and is a predicted model, not a curated record. The transcript has a single exon. The coding region runs from base 117 to 998 and encodes 293 amino acids. Lineage: Eukaryota; Metazoa; Arthropoda; Insecta; Diptera; Drosophilidae.
UAAAACCCCAGUUAACUGCUAGAAAAUUCUCCAAAAGUUCAAGAGUAAAGAUUCACAUAGACAUAUAUUGUACAUCUAUUUUUUGUAAGAGUAUUCUACCCAAUUAAUCCUUAAAAAUGUUGGCCGGCUGCCCCGAUGAGCUGCCCAAUCCGCACAAGAACUGCCUGCACGAGAUGCUCCAGGCGCUGAUCUGCAACGACAACGAUGUGAAGCGUUUGAACACGGAGCUGCGGAAUCUUAAUCUAGAGCUAAAGGCGGAGCUGGCCAAGAUUAACAAGGCGAACCAGAAGUGCGCGCACGAGAAGAAGGGCAAGGUGGUUUGCGAGAGCACCGAGGAUGUGACGAAGUUCGCCCAGCGGAUCAAUAGCCUGGAAGAGGUGAAUGCGCACUUCACGCAGCGAUGUGAGGGGAUACGAAAGCGGCGGGACAACAUCAUCAUCUAUGCUCGCCAGUGCCUGUACGCCUACAACGAGGAGAAGUGCAAGUUCAAGUCGUUCCACGAGAACACGGUGGACUACAUAAAGCGUACGGCGACACUCUCCCAGGAUGCGGAGGUCAUCCGGGCAUGCGGAAAGGAGGUGUGUGAGCUGCAUAAGCGUUUCGUGCGGGAGGUGGCCAAGCUGAAGAGCUGCGAGGCGGAGCUGCUGCCCUUCUUCAAGCUGCUCAAGGAAUCCGAUCCGAAGACCUACUGCGAGUGCUGCUGCUUCAAGGGUUACGACUGGAUGCCCAAAAGCAAGAACCUGGAGGCCGUGGAUGCAAUGGCUGGCGAGAUCAAGGAGCAGAUGGGCGACGUGCUGGUCAGGGCCUUCGCCCAGCUGCACAUUCAUUCGCCGCAGGAUCCACGCGCCUUCAUUGCCGCCUAUCUCAUGAAUCUUGAUCGGAACGAGCAGGAAAUGAAGGAGAAGCUCAUGAUUUUCCAAGCAGAUCCAGCAGUGCAACCCCAGGAGCUUUCGGACCCCACAUUCAAUUGCGAGGAUAAUUGUCCGAAGGCAGAAUGAUAUCAUUAUUUAUCCACGAUUGUAUUCGAAUAAUAACUUUAAAUUGGCGAACC